AGUGUCGUUCGUGUCCAGAAUUCCGAGGCGACAGUCGCGUUUUCCCGGCUGCCUCUUUUCUCCCGCCCCGUUCCCUUCCUCGGGGAUUCCUGCUCCACGUCUUCCUUCUCCUUCGCCAUCCUCUCCGUGGAUUCCGCCGACCGGGGUUUCCCGGGCUCCGGCCGCUGGGAGAGCACUGUGCGUGGGAGCGGCCCGGCCGCAGCAGGCAUGCGCAGUGGGGGCGGCGCACUGCGCAUGCGGAAGAUGGCGGGCCUGGCGUCCUGAGAGUCCCGGGUCACCCUGCUUUUCUCCCGCCCGCGCUGUAGCGCCCGGGGUCGUGGGGCGGUGGCGCUUUCGUCCGCGGGCCGGCCUGGCCAGGCGGCGCCUCCGAGCAGGCCGCGGGCCCCGUUCGUGCUUGGCCCCCGGGACCCGGCGUGUUGGGGGCGGCGCCCGCCCCGAGCGGGAGAAGGCGGGAGAGCUCGCAGGGUGCGAGGGCCGGCCGGCCGGCUGGGCAGCAUGAGUCAGCAGCGGCCGGCGCGGAAGCUGCCCAGCCUGCUCGUGGACCCGGCGGAGGAGACGGUGCGCCGCCGCUGCCGCGACCCCAUCAACGUGGAGGGCCUGCUGGUCUCGAAGCCUGGGAAUAAUUCUCCAUGCUCUCAGCUCUACUUCUGGGCUCUUGGUUCCACUGUCUGAGUCUUCCUAUCUUUUUCAUGAAAGCCAUCAAAAAUAAGGAUUAAUUUAGAAGAUAAUGUACAGUAUGUGUCCAUGAGAAAAGCUCUAAAAGUGAAGAGACCUCGUUUUGAUGUAUCACUGGUUUAUUUAACUCGAAAAUUUAUGGAUCUUGUGAGAUCUGCUCCUGGGGGUAUUCUUGACUUAAACAAGGUUGCAACAAAACUGGGAGUACGGAAACGAAGAGUGUAUGACAUCACCAACGUCUUAGACGGCAUCGACCUGGUCGAGAAGAAGUCCAAGAACCAUAUUCGAUGGAUAGGAUCUGAUCUUAGCAAUUUUGGAGCAGUGCCCCAGCAGAAGAAGCUACAGGAGGAACUUUCCGACUUAUCAGCAAUGGAAGAUGCUCUGGAUGAGUUAAUUAAGGAUUGCGCUCAGCAGUUGUUUGAAUUAACAGAUGACAAAGAAAAUGAAAGACUUGCGUAUGUGACAUAUCAAGAUAUUCAUAGCAUCCAAGCCUUCCAUGAACAAAUCGUUAUUGCAGUUAAAGCUCCCGCAGAAACCAGAUUGGAUGUUCCAGCUCCCAGAGAAGACUCUAUCACAGUACACAUACGGAGCACCAAAGGCCCCAUCGAUGUGUACUUAUGUGAAGUGGAGCAGGGCCACUCCAGUAAUAAAGGUGUGGGGGCCUCUUCAUCUAAUAGCAAACACGCAGAACGCCCUGAUAAAGAAGAAAAUCCUCCACAGCAAAGUGAAGAACUGCUUGAAGUGAGCAACUGAUGGCGUGGCGAACUCGUGUGUUGAGUUUCCUUUGGAACGUCCUGUGUGGGUGAAUUAUGCGUCAAGUUUGAUUCUCAGCAAUAAUCAUCGUGAAGUUUUCUCCUCAGUUAGCAGCGGCACGGCCAGCUGUGUCUGAGUAGUUCACCACUUCGAUUACUGGAUAAUUAUGGUUUCCGCAUUCAGAAACACCUCUUUUUAUGAUUAUUCACUGCUUUUGUCAGUGAGAUAGACAUCUUGCCUAGUGAAAUAAGUUCAUCACAAAGAGUAUCACUGAAACAGAUGGUCAGGCCUGAAGUGGACAGUUCUUCAUGGACUCUGCCCUUUCCUCAAGGAUCAUGUGUCAGCAUCACAAAAGAAAUUGCCUUACACAAGUUCACGUUGCGAUUAGCUGGUGUACGUUGGAUGGGUGUACACACGCAUCUAAAUGAGGUGUCUUUGUAUAUAUCUGUAUAAUGUUUGGAUUACUUAUGAAAUAUGUCUAAGUGAAACUUUUCACCUUGUACAGCCCAAAUAAUGUAUAUAUGGAAAGGAACAAAUUCUCUAAUUUCUGUGGUAUCUAUAACUUAUUAGAAUCCUCUGAAUGAGGGUUAGAGCAGAGUUUUUUCCGAGCUUCUACAUGUAGAAGUGUAAAUGUGCUGUACAUUUAAAGGUCGUGGCUUUAAUUGCAGUCCUUCGAUAUGGUUCCCAGUGCUAAAGUUGGACCUCAAGCUCCCUGCAGAGUCGUCGUGUCUGAGCAGACUGGUGGCAUGCCCCAAGCUUUAGGCGCAAGUGUAGAAAUGCCAUCAGGUAAUGGCUUAAUUCAUUGCAAGACAUGAAUUCAAUCAUGGUGAAAAUUGGAAACUAUUUUAACCUUUUUGCAAUCAGAUUUUGUAAUGUGUUUGUGUAUGUAUGCAACCUUGCUCCUUAAUCAAAGGGGUUUACUUAUGAUGAGUUAGUUCUGCCCUGCCCUCUGUCCAGCUCUAGCCCCACGUUUCCAAGUACCUAGCUAUUUCUACCUCAUUGGGUAAGUCACUUACCACUCUGUGCCUCCGCUGACUCAGUGGUUUACCAUUAGACUGUGAGCUCCUUGAGGGACUUUGUCUGAAUCAUUGUCAUACCCACCGCUUGCCUGGCACAUAAAAAGUGCUCCAUAAAUGUUUGAACAAAGCAGUGAGUAAGUGAGUGAGUGAAUUGUGAAAUUAGACCAAUAAUACUUGGCUUGUCUGCCAUACAGGGUCUUGUGAGCAUCAUUCAAAUUUAUGUUUUCAACCUGUUGCUUUCAAAGGAAUACUUGAAAGCAACUUGAAAUUAAGGCUAUGUAUAGAAAGAUUUAACAUAGAAAUCAGAAAUCAAAAUAGUGAAAAAUAACUGUUUAGGAUUCACGUACCUAUGAGCUCCAGUGGCUUUGCCAGUCCUGUCCCUCGCUGAGACCAGACCCCUCCCUCAGUGCCCGCUGGCUGCUUUCUCGAGGCCUGGGACUGCUCUUUGUGCUCCUCGUGUCGGACAUGCUUGCUGAACGUGCGAGUUCAGGCAGGAGUGUGUAUAGCUAGCUCAGGUGCUCCGCGGGAAGAACUGAGCUCUGCGUAAGGAUUUGGCAGACGGCAGUUUAUAUGUGAGGUCUAAAACCGUGAGAGUAGGUGAAGUCAUCUGAGAGGAUAUAGCGGGAGAAGAGGAGAGGCCCGUGAACAUCUGUAUUUGAGGGGAAAUACGGAAGAAAAAGCCUUUCCUGAGAAAGAAUAAUGAGAAGAGGGGAAAAAAAUAACUAAAGGUAGUGCCCCAAAACCAACCAAGGAAGCGUCGCCAGAGGUGAGCGCGUCGGUGCUGGGAGCAGUUCAAACUGUGAAAUGUGAUCAGUGUUCUCCUUUACAGAUUGUUCUGAGGAUAAGAAGAGAUCAUGGAAGCAAAAGUCCUUUGUAAACUGUAGACGUGCUGUAUAAAUGAGUGUUUCUCAUCACUCCA
Messenger RNA from Equus quagga, 3366 nucleotides. It is a transcript of the gene E2F6, whose product is annotated as E2F transcription factor 6. Gene Ontology annotation, molecular function: protein dimerization activity; RNA polymerase II cis-regulatory region sequence-specific DNA binding; DNA-binding transcription factor activity, RNA polymerase II-specific. NCBI's taxonomy places the organism in Eukaryota, Metazoa, Chordata, Mammalia, Perissodactyla, Equidae. Gene Ontology annotation, biological process: regulation of transcription by RNA polymerase II. The transcript has 8 exons. Gene Ontology annotation, cellular component: RNA polymerase II transcription regulator complex. The record is from RefSeq and is a predicted model, not a curated record. Bases 745 to 1428 code for a protein of 227 amino acids.